Messenger RNA from Coccinella septempunctata (seven-spotted ladybird), 3578 nucleotides. RefSeq names its product serine/threonine-protein kinase BRSK2. The record is from RefSeq and is a predicted model, not a curated record. Gene Ontology annotation, molecular function: tau-protein kinase activity; protein serine/threonine kinase activity; ATP binding. Gene Ontology annotation, cellular component: cytoplasm. The coding region runs from base 634 to 3093 and encodes 819 amino acids. Gene Ontology annotation, biological process: protein phosphorylation; microtubule cytoskeleton organization; intracellular signal transduction. Lineage: Eukaryota; Metazoa; Arthropoda; Insecta; Coleoptera; Coccinellidae. The transcript has 15 exons.
AUGACGGAAUCAAAUGUGAAUUGAAGUUAAUUAAGGGUUGUAUUUCAAAUCUCGAACUUACGAAACAACUUAAUCUAUUUCAUCGGAAUUUCCUGAGUGUCAAUUUCAAAUAUGGUGUUUUCCACCAGCGUAGGGAUAUUUCACCCACCAGUAUCUACAACAGAAUAUUGAUUUUUACUUUCAAGCCACCCCUACAUUCUUACUUCUAACUUGGCUCUUUUCCCCUGUGAAACCGAUAUUAGAUAUGUAGUAAAUUCGUCGAAUUUCGGUGAAUUCAGCUCGUUUCACUGUCGUGCGUCAGUUAAAAACGUGGAAAAAUCGUGAAUAUCGGUUGAAAUGUUGAAAACAGAUGUGGGGGUGCAAGUGAAAACAUCCCCUGUCGCUAUUGUCAGAUUUUCGUGCGAUAUAGCUCUGGAAAGAGAUAAUAGUGGAGUGGAAAUACAGGGUUUCGUGUGAAGAAUACAUUUUUAUCGUGCCUCAAAGGUUUUGGAGUCGGUGGUUUUUUUUUCCUGGAUAAAGAUUUGGGCGUUUGGGAGAAAAUGGAAAGUUUUUCGUACACGAUUGGAUAUCAUGGUUUUGUGAUGGUUUCCUGUGGAGAUUCGUGACGGGGCCGUGCAGGAAAAUCUGAGGAAAAUGCAGAUCGAGACGAAACAAAACUCCACCCCGGUUCAGGAGGUCCACCAAUAUGUUGGACCUUACAGGUUGGAGAAAACACUGGGCAAGGGACAGACGGGUCUUGUGAAGCUGGGCGUGCAUUGUGUCACGGGCAAGAAAGUAGCAAUUAAAAUUAUAAAUAGGGAAAAGCUAAGCGAAAGUGUUUUAAUGAAGGUUGAGAGGGAAAUUGCAAUAAUGAAGCUUAUAGACCAUCCCCAUGUUCUUGGACUGACGGAUGUUUACGAGAACAAAAAAUAUUUAUAUCUAGUCCUGGAACAUGUAUCUGGUGGUGAAUUGUUCGAUUAUUUAGUAAAAAAAGGUAGACUGACUCCGAAGGAAGCUCGAAGAUUUUUCAGGCAAAUAAUUUCUGCUUUGGAUUUCUGUCACAGCCACUCUAUUUGUCAUAGGGAUCUCAAACCAGAAAACUUGUUAUUGGACGAGAAAAACAACAUAAAAAUUGCUGAUUUUGGAAUGGCCUCCCUUCAGCCUAUGGGAUCGAUGCUUGAAACAAGCUGUGGGUCUCCUCAUUAUGCUUGUCCAGAAGUGAUAAGGGGUGAGAAAUAUGACGGAAGAAAGGCAGACGUUUGGUCUUGCGGUGUCAUCCUUUACGCCCUAUUGGUUGGUGCUCUCCCUUUCGAUGACGAUAACCUGAGACAACUCUUGGAAAAAGUCAAGAGGGGGGUGUUUCACAUACCCCAUUUCGUUCCCCCGGACUGUCAGAGCCUACUUCGAGGAAUGAUAGAGGUGAACCCAGAAAAAAGAUUGACGCUGUCCGAGAUCAACAAGCACGCUUGGGUCACUGCUGGUGGUAAGGGAGAACUGGAACUGGAGCAACCGAUGAUGGAUGUUGUCCAAACUCACGUGCUGCCAUCUAUAGAGUCAAUAGAUCCCGAUGUCCUUCAAGCUAUAUGUAGUUUAGGUUGUUUCAAGGAGAAGGAUAAGUUGAUACAGCAUCUACUCAGUCCUAGUCAUAAUACAGAAAAAGUGAUAUACUUCCUGCUUUUGGAGAGGAAAAGAAAGAGGCCAGCUUGCGAAGAUGACUCCGAUUCAAUACUCAGGAUAAGAAACACCGAAAGUCAAGAUCCGCCUAAGAAAAGAAUAGAUACUUGUAGGGUGAAUGGUCAGAGUCCCCUUCAGUUCGGACAAAUAAGUGAAGGUUCACCUUUGACACCUAGACGCUCUACUUACAAACGUCAACAUGCCAGAAGAAGCCCUUCAACUGGUAGUACCCACAGUAAUUUGAGCAUCCACUCACCAACAAGGUCAUCAUCUGGUGCCUCUAGUCCAAUUCAUUUCAAUAGCACAUCAAAUAACACUCAUUCCGCUCUAUCAUCCCCAGUGUGUCAAAGAGCAGCCUCCCACCACGGCCACCGCAGUACCACAAAUACCACCUCGAGCCACAUCUCCCCCAACACUCAUGUUACUGUCACACCAGCCCCUCCAACUCCAACCCACCACAGAGCGAAUAGUAGUGGGGGAACGUCAACUUCGUCCAUAUUGUCAACGCUAACUUCGCCCGAAAAUGACAACGCUAAUCUAUUGGCAGGCUCAACAAUUCUGUCCCAAAUGACACCACCGGGUUCUCCCCACUCUAGCUCAAGUCAUCACUGGAAAAGCAGAUUGACCACCAUCAAGAACAGCUUCUUGGGUUCACCCAGAUUUCAUAGGAGGAAAUUGCAAAACGUUACCACUGCGUCAGACGAGGCACAUUUGACCCCUGAGUCCUCACCCGAGCUCACCAAGAAAUCUUGGUUCGGCAGCCUGAUGACAACGGAAAAGGACGAAACUUCCACGAUUUUGAUCAAGGGAAAGCCUUUGGCCACAGUUAAAGCUGACCUAAUUCACGCUUUCCUAUCGAUAGCUGAAUUGAGUCACUCAGUCUCCAGUCCCAUGAGUUUCAGGGUGGAGUAUAAGAGAGGUACCACUGGGCCAGCCAUGUUCCAAAGACAUGUGAGGUUUCAGGUUGAUAUUUCGACGAUCACCAAGCAGGUUGGUGAUAAUUCUAAAGAGAAUCUGUAUGCGAUCACCUUCACCCUUCUCUCUGGGAAUAUAAGGAGAUUUAGGAGAGUUUGUGAACAUAUUCAGGCUCAGGUUUGUACCAGGAGGCCGCCACCCAGUCCAAGGGCACAGAGGAAGUUCACCACUGAACUGAGUGAGAGUUCUAGUUGCGGAUCUGAUUCCAGCGAACUUUAUUUGAAUACCAGACAGUUGAAUGUUCUCCAAUUGGAAAACAGCGAUCUGGAGAGCGAAUGCAGCGUCUUCGACGUAAGAACGGCCACCAGGGAAGUGUCAAGAAGGGCAUCCACCAAUAACAACACGGAAAACCUGGAGCCCAACGUCCCAGGCACCCCCAAAGCCGUCAGAUCAAACUCGGAAAACACGGAUUCCACCUGUGAAAGAACCUGCAUAACGACAAUGUCCGGCAGUUCGAUUGCGUAAUACAAAGGUUCCUUCGAUCUGUUCGAGAGAUUCGUGUGAAAACGCCCGCCAUUCGCCCCCGUUAGGGCCCUUUCGCGCGCCGUCCGACGAAUCUAACGGACGAAUAAGAAUCGGACGGUGCGGAAGGGGCCUAACGGACGGCCAGAGAAAACGGGUCGCGAUGCUAAUUCGUGGGGGUUUUGUGGUCCUUUACCCGCGGAAAAUUCGUAAAUGAGACUAAUUGAGUGGCGUAGAAAAUUUUAAUAUUGAAUUACGUAAGAUUAGGUCUACUUUGAACACCUAGUUAUCUAUGCUGAUUUUGAUGAUUAAGGGGUUGAGAUUAGGUGUUAAAUCGACGGGGUAGGUUCACCGUUUUUCAAUGAAGGAAGCCGUUCGUUAGGAAUUUGCAAUAUUUUCGUUGUCUUCCUCUCAAAUUCUCUUCUGCUGCAGUGAAACAUCUAAUGAGAAAUUUCGACUAUUUUUCACCUGCAAUGGAAGUAAUUUAG